This is a messenger RNA of Arabis nemorensis, 873 nucleotides long. The record is from the annotation of a GenBank genome assembly. NCBI's taxonomy places the organism in Eukaryota, Viridiplantae, Streptophyta, Magnoliopsida, Brassicales, Brassicaceae.
AUGGAAGCAGAGAAUAUGUUCGAGGUAACUAGAGAUCUAGUGGUCAUUAUGUGUGGGACGUGGGAAUGCAGAAGAAACGGUGUUUGGGAUUUCACGAUUGACAAGAAGCAGAUGGGAAGAUGCUUCAAUGUUGGUGCACGAGUGAAACCUACGUUUACGUACUGGGUUCCAUGUACGAUACCCCUCAUAGAUACCGUAAAGAAUCCACCGGUCGCUUUUACGACAGAUGAGGGCUUUUACAACUACAAGGCCAUGAGAGCCAUGAAUAAAGGAGUAACCCUAUUUGUUGAGUUCAGAUCCGUACAGUUCCCAGGGCAAGAGUACAGUGCAGACGGUGGGUGGCACAGAGAACUCGUGUACAGCCCAGAAGAUGUAUUCCCCGCUAACUGUACACGAGCGAGUGGAGACAGUCAGACACCACAUAGUCUAGAAGGGGAGGAUGAAGCAGUUUGGGGUGAUGACCCAGCUUCAGAUGAGGAAUUUGAAGAUUCUGACGGGAGUAUUAGACAUGAAUCAGAAGGCGAGGAAGAUGAAGAGUACGAUAUGGAUCAUUGGACUGACCUUAUAAGUCGUGAGUAUGGGGCAUGGGCGGACGAACCUAAGGAUGAUGGAACGACUUCGGGCGUGGACGGCGCAGAGGAAACGGUGGAGGAAGAAACACGGCAGCUAAGUACAUUCGUCCCGCUAAGCCUCCAAAAUAUGUACGCCGACAUACGUAGCGACGAAGGGUUUUACGCUGUGGACGCCGCGCCGAUGUUUGAUGAGUUCGAUGAGAUUGACCGAGACCUUUGUUAUAUAGACUUUGCAACAACAGAAGAUGCAGUGUACAAAGGACAGACGUUCAAGAACAAGAGAGAGUCUCAGAUCACAUAA